Messenger RNA from Nematolebias whitei (Rio pearlfish), 910 nucleotides. Its product is annotated as dnaJ homolog subfamily B member 9. The record is from RefSeq and is a predicted model, not a curated record. Gene Ontology annotation, molecular function: misfolded protein binding; protein-folding chaperone binding. NCBI's taxonomy places the organism in Eukaryota, Metazoa, Chordata, Actinopteri, Cyprinodontiformes, Rivulidae. Gene Ontology annotation, cellular component: endoplasmic reticulum.
AGCUUAUGAAGUUCUGUCGGAUGUGACCAAGAGAAGAGAGUACGACCAGUUUGGUGAAACCACAUACUUCACCGGAGAGACGCAAGGCAGUCAGAGAUCAGACUCCCACCAACCUUUCAGCUUCAACUUCGACGACAUGUUUAAGGACUUUAACAUCUACAGCCAGAACAGACACGCCCGUCACAGGAGACACUUUGAAGAACAGUCCAGGUCCAACAAGGAGUCCCACAGCAGACACAAGAGACACGUCCCGGGUGGAUUUGGAGCGGGUGUUUUUGAUGACGUGUUUGAAGACAUGGAGAGAAUGUUUACUUUCGACAAACAUCCCAAACAGACUGAAAGCAGGUUUAACGGAGCACCAAAGCAACACUGUAGAACGGUGACGCAGCGCAGAGGGAAUAUGGUGACCACAUACACAGACUGCACUGCAGCUUGAGGAGAACACAUCCUGUGGGACAGACGGCGGGACACAAAGCCUGCUGGUUACAAGGCUGCGAAAUGUUGAACUGCCGUUCAGAUUGUACGUUGAUCUGCUCUGAAUCUGAAUUUUUUUUAUUGUUGUCACACAUUCCUGAGUGUAUUUGUACGUAAAUGUAGACGUUUUUGUAUAUUUUUUGUAGGGGAGUGUUUUUUUGAAUGUCACUCAAGCACCUUUUGUCAGUAAUGAAAUUUGAAAACAUUAAUUUCAUUCCUGAAAACUAAAUAUGUUCCUCAAUAUGACAAAUACACAUCAGACUACUACGCUUUGGGGGACGGUUUAUAGUUUUCUUGUAUAAACUGUGAUUUUUGUUUAUACAGUAGUCCCUUCGGUACUUAGCGGUUCAUUUAUCGUGGAUUCGCUAUAUCGCGUUUUUUCAAAGUAAGAUUGGACCAGACACAAUUGGCUGAUUGAUGGAUGAGCUAUGGGUUG